This is a messenger RNA of Trematomus bernacchii (emerald rockcod), 897 nucleotides long. Its product is annotated as protein NATD1-like. The coding region runs from base 46 to 438 and encodes 130 amino acids. The transcript is spliced from 3 exons. The record is from RefSeq and is a predicted model, not a curated record. NCBI's taxonomy places the organism in Eukaryota, Metazoa, Chordata, Actinopteri, Perciformes, Nototheniidae.
CAUGCUGCUUAGUUAUUAUACGUGUCUUUUUAAUGUAGGCUAUAAAUGGCAUUUAAAAUCUUCUCCAGACUCACCUCGUUAAACCUCCAAAUUAAGGGUCCACAGACUGCCUUCAGGGCGUUAAGCUCCGGCUGCAGUUUAUCGGUGGAACACGACCGACAGAACCGGCGCUUCACCGUCACUCAGGGCAGCGGGGCAGGCGGCCAUGCAGAGUGUGCAGUGCUGCACUACAAAUUCACCGGAGAGAAGGAAGUGGACUUAGUGUCAACGUAUGUUCCAGAGACAUUUAGGGGCCAAGGUGUUGCUGCAUUGCUGUCACAGGCUGCCAUGGACUUCCUGGUUGAAGAACACCUCAAGGCUCACAUCUCCUGCUGGUAUAUAAAGAAAUACAUUGAGGAUCACCCGAUGAAAACUUAUAAAGAACUUGUGAUCCCUUGACUGCAGCCAGAUUGUGAAGAACAGCCAGUGAUGCUACCUCAAAUGAUCUUUAACCAAAAUCAGUCAAAAAUAAUCUGAAUAGAUAUUUCAAGUUGUAAAUUGUUGUUCGACAACCUGAAUUAUGUAAAUUGAUUUUUCAUACCAGAAAGCACUUUUUAAUAUUUUGUCAUCUUUAAUUAGUUAAUUCAUAGUUUCUCACUAAGUAUUACUAUUUAUUAAUUAUUUAAUAUUUGGAAAAAUAAAUGCAAAUGUUAACCAGGCAUAAUGUUUGAUUUUUUUUAUAAUUUCUGCAAAAAUAAUUAACACUUUGUGUCUCUGAUGCAGAAUAAUGGGUGCUGAAUAUCAUUUAAAAAAAUGCUUGUAAUGUAGUUGUCACUCUUCAGUAAAAUUCUGCUAAAAUGUAGCAACAACUCUUAAAGAAUAUGCAUUUGUUGAUGAUUAAACAUGAUUUUCUGAGUA